AGUGUCUUUCUUGUUGGACGAGGAAGCGGACGGACGGCGGGCACACAUCGCUCUCUGAGGAAUGAACUGUGCUGGCGUUUCCACUCACGCGGCUCUCUGCUCUUGCCAAUUCGCCAACUUCUGCGAAAAGCAACACACCCUUCUCUUUCGCCCUUACCUAACCUGAUGAGAAAAAAUGCUGAACGAGUGCGAGAAGCGAAAUGCAGAGAGACUCCGUUACAGGGGUAUGUACAACCAGGAGCGCGGCGCCGACGUCGAGUUCGAGGUGGGCUUCGAGGGGCAGACGUGGCGGCUGACGGCCCACAGCCACGUCGUGGCCAAGAGCAGUCCCGUCCUCAAGUCCAUGCUCUCCGGCGCCUUCCAGAGGGACAAGAGCACGCCGCUCCCCAUCAGGGACACCGAGCCCAGGGCCUUCGAGUCCCUUCUCAGGUAUUGCUACGGCCACGCGCCGGAGUUCAAGAAUGUGUCCACGGCGCUGUCCACCUUCCACGUGGCGCACAUGUACCUUUGUCCCGGCCUGGAGUGGGAAGUGGCCGCCUUUUUGAACGAGCACGUGCAAACGAGACCUGAAUGUGCUCUUGAAGUCUUCUUGGCUGCCGGUUUCUAUUGUGAGACGAAUGAAAUUUUCGAGCCGUCAGCGCCUCCGGCGUACGAGCUUGUGAUGAGUGGCGAGUCUGAGAGCUCCAGUCUGAUCAACGGUCCACAUACCCUGAGCGACGAGCAAGUUGGAACCUCCGAUGGCUCGACUCCCGACUGCAAAAUGUUCAUGGGCGAAGCCAGCAGACGACUCAGGCACAACUGCUUACAAACCAUGGACCAGUUCGCGAACGAGAUCCUCGCACUUGAACAGUUUGAAGAUUUGGAUCUGGAAUCGCUGUUGGCCGUGAUCAGCAGGGACACAUUUGCCGUGUCCUCCGAGUUGGCUCUGCUGAACGCCGUCGAGAGGUGGGCGGAGUGCGAGUGUCGACGCCAAAAACUGUCGCACACCGCGGAAAACUUGCAGGACGUGGUCGGUGGCUCUGGUGUCAUUUGCAGCGGAAGGGUUGCACGCCUGCUUCUGCUCAGCACCCAGGAAUUCGCGGAAGGACCAAUGGGUUUGGUUUGCAGGAGUCCGUUGUUGAACGAUGCAGAGCAGAAGUUGUUCCUGCUGUACCUGCUGGGCAACGGCGGUGCGGACCAGGAGGAGCUGGACACUUUGGGCUACAUCAACUGGGCGCAGCUGUCGCGGUCGCGGGAGGCGUCGACGCCUCAAUACCUGCCGAUCGCGACGCAGCAGUACCCUGGCAGGUGCGCGAUCAGACCGUGCAAGUCGCGCAAGCCGAAAGGUUGCUGGCGGUGGUUCUCGCGCAAACAGCCCGACAGAAAUAACAAGAAGCAGCACCAGCACCAGCAGCAGCCGGCGUCCCUCAGGAAAAAGGACGAGCAAAUUGGCAAGUCGGAAAAGCCGCUGUGCUACUCGAAAACAUGUGAUUGUAUGUUAACCGUUAUCGCCUGCCUCUUCGACUGAAGAGAGAGAAAACACCGUUCUGGUUCUGGACCCUGGUUUCGAUCUCUUUUUUACGAUUUCGUGGAGAGUCACAUUUGGAUUUCCGAAGAUUUGGCCAAAUUUUCUGCUAAUCUGUGCACAAAUUUUUUUAAAGAAAGAGAAUUUCACUCUCUAAAUUGUAUAAAUUGACGCUCCCGUGAUUUUCGACUGCGAAAAUUAUGAGGAACUUGAUUAAAUUAAAUUUAAACUCUCCAGAAGUUUCUCUAGAAAAGAAAAACUCGGCGACCAUGACAAAAAUAUACUGCCUGGUGCCAUUUUUUAUGCUCUCGUCAGGAUCGGUGCGAAAUAAGAAAUUACUUACUAUGACGACGAGCAAUUUCGAAGAUGCACAACCCGCUAGACACGCAAAUUCCUUUCAUCGAGAGCUUUCUUUUAUUUUAUAGUAGCAUAUAAAAUUUAUUAACUCGUUACUGUGAAAUAGCCGUUGUUGAAACCCUAUUCGUAUAUAUUGUUCCUAUAUGUAGAGUAAUUACAGCCUCUUUUUACUGUCCAAAGAUUUGUUGCACACACAGCUGGAGAGAAGCCUCAUCAGUUGACUUGCAAGGCUUGUUUGUGUGUCUUUCUAUGUACACCUGGCAUUAAAAAAUGUUUUCGAGAGAGAGGCUACAUAUAUGCUAGUCAGAUUGUUUGAAAAGUUGCCCCCUAGCCAAAGCACUCAAAUUGUUCAAGGUUUAUACUAAAGAACGUUAAUCGCAACCGCACCAAACCAUAAAAUAUGUUGUAACCGAACUCAGUAAGAGCAGUUUGUUGUAUUUCGUAGAGCCACGCUUCUUGGAAAAUAAUUUACGAGGGAUCCUCGUUUUGUUCUGAUUUUUUUUUACUGAGAGCAUGGAUCAGUUAAAAUUUUUAAUUUUAACAUCUUGUACGGAAAACUAAGAAAACAAAUUUUGUAGAGAAUUUGAAAUGAGUCCAAAAAUUAUAAUAUUGUUUUAUUGAUUUUAAUUUUAUCUUUAAAUAUUUUUUUUAAAUUUAAUUUUUAAAACAUUGUCUUGGACAAACAAAAAUUUAUCACUUUGUUUUUAAACUUGUGAGAAAAAUUUUAUUUUAAGUUUUUUUUUGUGUUUUAAAUAUUUAAUAAAUUAAAAAAUUAUAGUUUUAAAUAUUGUCCAUCAAAUUAACAAUUAAAUUAAAUUUCUGAAGCGUACAUCAGGAUGAUUUCAAUUUGGCACCUUCUGAUAUAGCUGAAAAUUAUUAAACCUCACAAACAGGAACAGAUCAAAUAUCAUAAUUGCCAUAAUUGUAGCUUAAACCAAUUCACCGGUUGUAUAAGCCGUUAGUGUUCGAAGCCGCCAAGAGAUGGCACCACUGUAUAUUUUAGAAAUACAAUUUAUUUUAAGGAACUUCCGCUGCGAAUUCAGACUGAAAUCUGCCACUGUACAUUCUUCACUUAUUAUUAUUUCUUUUGACGUGCUGAAAAUCAAAACCAAUCCAGCCAUUCACCGUAGAAUCGUUGGAAAAGAUUUUUUAGUUUCAAAAAAUAGUUUUUCACAAUUCUACGCCGAUUGGCUGAACCAAUUUUGGUUUUCAGCACGUCAAAAGAAAAAAAAAAUAAGUGAAAAAUGCGCAGUGACAGGAUUGAGUCUGAAAUCGCAGCGAAAAGACCUUAAAAUUAUAUUUAUUAUGAACUUAUACAGUGGCGCCAUCUGUUACCGGCUUUAAACACCAAGGGCUCGUACAAUUGGUUGAUUUAAAUUUAUUUUCGAUAAUUUUCUGCUGAUAUAUUCACGUCUAAAGAAAACAACGAAUUUAAAAUCAGAACAAAACACGGAUUCCCUUGUCAGCUCUCAGAUAGUUCAAAUUUUAAGAUUGUUGAGGUGCUCGCUACACCUAAAAACUGUUUUCUCCACCAAAAUUAACAUCCCCUUUUCUACUUUUGUACAAACUAAAAAUUUCUACGCCAAAAGAGUGCCUGUUGAAUGUGAAGAAUGAAAUAUCACAUGUUCAUAUAGGCCUAUAUUCCCUUUUACUGAUUCUUUUCACCCCAUAGUUCCUCCUGAUAUAUAGAAGUUGUACUUAAAAUGUAAUCUGUGCUUUAAGAAAAGCCAUUCCUGUGGAUUGGUUCCAAAAUACAUAUAAUUGUGUCCUCUGCGCAGGGCUCAGAGAAGCUUAUUAAUUGUGGCUGUUAUGUCAAACAGGACACGCAAAAGCACGAAGCGCGUCACCUGCCAAUUUUGUUGCAUUUAUUAAUACCGCGAAUUUAUCAAUGUCUUGUGUAGAAGCAUAAGAUCAUGAAAUAAAAUUAGAUAAAAAU
Messenger RNA from Cloeon dipterum, 3797 nucleotides. RefSeq names its product BTB/POZ domain-containing protein 3-like. The transcript is spliced from 6 exons. Gene Ontology annotation, molecular function: protein binding. The record is from RefSeq and is a predicted model, not a curated record. Gene Ontology annotation, cellular component: P-body; cytosol. Gene Ontology annotation, biological process: neurogenesis. The coding region runs from base 176 to 1507 and encodes 443 amino acids. NCBI's taxonomy places the organism in Eukaryota, Metazoa, Arthropoda, Insecta, Ephemeroptera, Baetidae.